AUGUCGAAUCCUAAGAAUGGCAGCGCCUAUGGCGCACCGGCUGGCGACACCGAUUUCCGAAAGACGUGGGAUCUCGAUGAGUACGCGGAAAAGGCCAAGCAGCGCGAGGCCAAGGAAAAGGAAGAGGCCAAGGCAAGGUACGAGGCCAAGCUGGCCGGCAAGAAGUACUACAAACCCAUGACGGGCGAUGAGACAUACACUUCUGCGCGCCGAAAUGUCAUGGACUUUACCGGUCAGGUGGGCAAGACGCAGCUGGUCGGUGCCGGCGCGGGUGUCGGGAAACGCGGUCGUGGCGCAGGAUUCUACUGCGAGGCUUGCGAUUUGACAUUCAAGGACAAUCUUCAGUUUGUUGAGCAUCUCAACACCACACAACAUCUGUUGAAUUCCGGCCAGACGACCGAAGUCAAACGCGCCACAGUGGAGGAGGUGCGAGACCGAAUUACGUUUUAUGCAAAGAGACGGGAAGAGCUGGAGCGAGAAAAGGUCACAAGCCUUCAAGAGCGACUCCGAAUACGGGAAGAGGAGAACGAAAAGGAGGCAGAAGAGAGGAGGAAGAAGCGCCGCGACGAAGCAGAGAAGAAGAGACUGGAAAAGGAAGAGGCAGCCAAGGUGAAGGUUGAAUACGGGGAGGAUGUACGAAUAGAAGGCGAACAUGACGAGGACGAUAUGAUGGCGCAGAUGGGGUUUACUGGGUUUGGCACAUCGAAGAAAUGA
This is a messenger RNA of Cordyceps fumosorosea ARSEF 2679, 714 nucleotides long. RefSeq names its product Zinc finger, double-stranded RNA binding protein. The coding region runs from base 1 to 714 and encodes 237 amino acids. The record is from RefSeq and is a predicted model, not a curated record. Gene Ontology annotation, molecular function: zinc ion binding; nucleic acid binding. Lineage: Eukaryota; Fungi; Ascomycota; Sordariomycetes; Hypocreales; Cordycipitaceae. Gene Ontology annotation, biological process: mRNA splicing, via spliceosome. The transcript has 2 exons. Gene Ontology annotation, cellular component: spliceosomal complex; U4/U6 x U5 tri-snRNP complex.